CGACAUUUCUCGGAGUUUGUGGUUGCGUUGCGGUUCAAAAUUUCCUUCGUUGACCGUCGCCCAAAGUUCCUUUUUGAUUCCGGACGGAAGGUUAUUGAAACUGUUGGUGUAUAAUUGAACAUGCGAACUGAGAGUUAAAAUUUUUUCAGAACCGAAUAUGUAUUGAGGACAGGUACGGGACGUAAAGGAAUGCAUAUUCUUUACAUUCCGUGUUUCAUGAGCAAAGAACAAUUAUGCCCAUGUGCACGUUUCAUGACGUACACCGAUUGACCCACUAGUCACCAUCGGUCACAAUGUCCUUAAUGGGGAUGAUGGGGAUGUUGCAAUCGUUUCUCUAACGAUCAAGAUGGUGACCUUGUCCACGGGCAGUGUUAUUCUGGUGAAUGUAGCCAAAUUUUUGACGCGACGGGCAUUUUCAACUUCAAGAAUUGUCGAAGCGCAGCAGAUGACAGUACGAGAUGCUCUCAAUACUGGUUUGGAUGAAGAAAUGGAGCGUGAUGAACGAGUGUUUCUUCUGGGUGAGGAAGUGGCAAUGUAUGAUGGAGCCUAUAAAAUAUCACGUGGACUGUGGAAGAAAUAUGGAGACAAAAGAGUUAUUGAUACACCAAUAACAGAAAUGGGAUUUGCUGGAAUAGCAGUUGGAGCUGCAAUGGCUGGCUUACGUCCUGUCUGUGAAUUUAUGACUUUCAACUUCUCAAUGCAAGCGAUCGAUCAAGUUAUAAACUCUGCAGCCAAGACGUUUUAUAUGUCAGCAGGCAAAGUGAAUGUGCCAAUAGUUUUCCGUGGACCAAAUGGGGCUGCAGCAGGUGUUGCAGCACAACAUUCACAAUGUUUUGGAGCUUGGUAUAGUCAUUGCCCAGGACUAAAGGUGGUCUCCCCCUACACAGCUGAAGAUCACAAAGGCUUGAUAAAAGCAGCAAUUCGUGACCCAGAUCCAGUUGUGGUACUGGAGAACGAGAUUUUAUAUGGUGUUGCAUUUCCUGUAUCAGAUGAAGCCAUGUCUAAAGAUUUUCUUGUGCCAAUAGGAAAGGCAAAAAUAGAGCGCCCAGGAAGCCACAUAACAUUGGUUGCACAUUCAAGGGCUGUGGAACUCUCACUUGAUGCAGCAAAGGAACUUGCAGGGGAAGGGAUUGAGUGCGAGGUCAUAAACUUGAGAUCCAUUAGACCGUUGGAUGAAGAAACAAUAGUAAAAAGUGUGAUAAAAACAAACCAUCUAAUAACAGUUGAGCAAGGUUGGCCACAGUGUGGAAUUGGUUCAGAAGUAUGUGCUAGAAUAAUGGAGAGUGAAGCAUUCUACCAUUUGGAUGCACCUGUGAUACGUGUGACAGGUGUUGAUGCACCAAUGCCAUACACCAAGAGCUUAGAGUUAGCUGCACUGCCGCAACCACAUGACAUUGUCCGAGCUGUUAAGCGAGUUCUUAAUGUAAAGUGAUAAAUGACUUAUGUCUUAUUUUUAAUUUAGAAUGUAGUUUGGUUAUCAUGUAGUUAUGAAAACAAUAUUUUAUAACUCAUCAGUACAUUUUACUUCUGGUUGGCACCCAUUGUUAUGUGUUAAAUUCUUUCUGCUGUAUGAAUAAAGUACUCCUUCCUGCUAUUCUUUUCAUGAUUUAUUUUUUAUUCUCUCAGAGGAUUAAGAUGAGAUGGAGCUAAGAAAUAACUGGAAAAGGUACAUGCCCUUACUUUCGGCUUGCUUUUUUAUCUUCACCGUUGUUUAUUUACUUUCUCCCUUCUUUCCUUUCUCAGUUUUUUUUCUUUGGCCCUUUCUUAUAGGCUUUUAAAGUGUGCAAGUUCAAAAAUAAAGGAAACGGCUUUAACUUCAAAAUGCAAAAGUGAUUUCAUAACAAAAAUUAACAUGAAAUACCUUUCGAAGGUAUUAGGGAAUACUGAUGUGAUUUAAGAAUUAGCAUUAAUUCCUUACAAACUGUAAAUUUCAAAAUUGUAUUUAAUACAUAUAAUUAAAAAUUAUGCAGUGACUGUCAGAAGUGUCAUGUGACAUGUAAGGUCCGCCCAGUUAUUUCUGUCACAAGGCUAGAAAUACUAUUCUGUCAUUUCCCAGCUUUCUCAGACCCUGUGACAUAGUAGUCCCAGUGGACUGAAUUUUUAUGCAAUAUAUUUUUGAAAAUAGUGACAGUAAAAUUACAGAAAUAUUAUAAACAUGGAAAAAGGUAGAAAUGUAACAUAACAAAAUAUGCGUACUGAUAAGGGUAUAACAUUUCAUAUGUUUCAAAAUUUGUACAGUUGUGUAACAAUAUUAAGCUAUCAGUAAACAAGUGAAUAAUAAGUGGCACCAAACUGUGUUCCUAAGUUCAGUGGAAGUGUUUGUACAUAGAAUGUUAAAGUAACGCACAGGUGUAGCUGAUAUGGAAUGCAAUGCACUAAGCAGUUCUGUAGUCUGAUGGCUUUUCACUGCCUUAAUUACACUGUUAUAUUAGUUCCCUGCUGUAUGUCUGUAUGUGGUAAUGCCCAGGAGCAUACUUGUUUGACAGUUCUCUGGUAUGGUCUUGGUCACAUAUAGGUAAUGAUCUGAUAUUUGUAAAUGCUGAGCUAUGCUUAGAAUUGCAGGUAAUUUCAGAAUGUAAUCCUUGGUGUGCACUGAUUAUGUGCUGCUUGAACAUAAAUAUUAAUGUUGAAUUUAUUCAUGCAACACAUGACUCAUUAUCAGUCACAAGAAGUUCAAAUGAUAUGUUAGAAAGCACAAAGUUAUGUACUGGGUUACAUCCAGACAUUAUACUGAGGCUGUGGCAGAAAGUCCUGUGGAUAAUGGGAUGUGGUCAUGCCCAAGGUCUGCUCCUUUCUGCCUACUGAUCAUUUUCCUCCAGUGCUGUAUGGCAUGUCAGCAAGCCCAAAGCACAUGCCACUAUUGAAGAUCAUCACUACCAACAUUCCUGUGAACAGAAUUGCUAUUAAACAUUACUUAGAGGGCAAUAUUGGGAUGUAUGCUGGAGAGGGAAGCAUAGCAGUUUGAUGAAUAUGUGGAGGGAAAUUGUCCUUGGGCCCAGUGUAUUUUGCAUUCAUUGACAUCCAAGUCAUUUUUCUGCUCAAAUAAAUGUAAUUAAGUCUGUAGGUAAGAUCAUAACUAAUGAAUAGUUUAUUUAAUUAAUCUAGGAAUAUUUUAAUGUUAUUGUAUCACCCUAAUUAUUGAUGCUAGAUAUAUGCCAGAUGUUCACUCUUCCGAAAUAUCAAAGAAGAACCUGGAACGGCGUUGAUCACAUAUAACAAAUAUAUACUAGUAGUUAAAGAAAGUAAAAUAUAAAUUAAUAAUUGGUUAAGAGUGGAAAAUAUCUGCAUAACUGAAUUAUAUGUAUGUGUGCAUGUAUGUAUCAUCAAAUGCCUGGGCUUUAUUUUCUAGGCAGUUACUGAUGUAGGUGGAAUGAUACUUGAAUUGUUUUGACAAAUGAUACUGUAACUUUGUUAAAGUGCACUUCCAGCAAAGCCAUCUACAACUGUUAACAGAGCUGUACCUUGGCUGUACAGUUUCUUGAUUUGAGUAAUUUUCAGCUUACACUUUAUGAAAGUAAACCACAAAACAUGUUUUUCAUUUUUUUUUUUAUGAAAAUAUGUAUCAUGUGUUGUACCAUUGGCUACCACAGAAAGAAACACAGUGUAGUACAUUUAUGUUGGCAGUGUAUACGUUGUAGAACUGUAUGAAUAUAGCAGCGUUCUUCCAAACAGAUAUUCAUUAAUUGUAAUCGGUAUGAAGUUCACAGUGUUUUAAUAGAAACUUUUGCAACCAUGUCAUGUUUGUGUCAUGUGAUACAUAUGGAGAUGCAAGUUCUUCAACAAAAAGUAGCUUUCAUUCUGAUGAUGAAUUAGAUAUGUAAUGUAAAACUGAUAUGAAAAUAAACAGUGAACCAUUUUUUGGGACUGGA
Molecule: messenger RNA, 3869 nt
Organism: Cryptotermes secundus
Lineage: Eukaryota; Metazoa; Arthropoda; Insecta; Blattodea; Kalotermitidae
Gene: Pdhb
Product: pyruvate dehydrogenase E1 component subunit beta, mitochondrial
Exons: 9
Coding region: 347-1432 (361 amino acids)
Biological process (GO): pyruvate decarboxylation to acetyl-CoA
Molecular function (GO): pyruvate dehydrogenase (acetyl-transferring) activity
Source: RefSeq, a predicted model, not a curated record